Molecule: messenger RNA, 1698 nt
Organism: Serendipita indica DSM 11827
Lineage: Eukaryota; Fungi; Basidiomycota; Agaricomycetes; Sebacinales; Serendipitaceae
Source: the annotation of a GenBank genome assembly
AUGUCCUAUCCAGACAGCAAUGCUUUCUCUUCAGUUGUGUUUCCUGCUGGUCAUGAACUUUCGCUGCGGAUAUCCUUCAUCGUCUUCACCAUCACAGGUAGCUCUGUCGUUCUAGGGUCGCUCUUACAAGCUACUGGCUCGGACGACGUUCACGCGCAGUCAAGAUUCCGUCGUGGAGAGAAUUUCAAUCCCUCCACCUUGCUUCAGUGUUGGUUGUCCUCCUCUUGUCCGUGUCUUGUACCUUCUUUGCGUUGGUAUGCAAUAGCUAUCGAGUACACCGUGUACUCACUCGACCAAGGCGGCGCCCUUGUACUCGGAGUUGGAACAUCCCUCAAUCGUGCGGCCUGUUCAGCAACGAUGAUAGGAUCAAUUGUGUUUCUCUCACUCGGUAAAGGCAUGAUAUAUCUCCUUCUCCUCGAAAAGGUCUACAUCGCCUGGCCAAGUCAUGGAUCACGUCUCUCGUCCAACGCGUAUAGAGCCGGACUCGUUUCGCUUCUCGCGUUGAGUGGGAUGGUGGUGGCCAGUGCACUGGGGCGAAAGUCAACACUCGGCGUUGAUCGACAUUGUAGAGUCGGCGCCGAUCUUCGCGUCACCAUCGCCGUGCUAGUGACCGACCUUAUCACGACCCUCUUCCUCUCCGCGACUGUUCUCUGUCUGGUGGUGUCUGGACUCAACGUCGGUGCACUUUUGAUCCUUCACAACUAUGAAUACGCCUGGGCGUGGCUCAUGUACGGGUCGGCCUCGAUCGGUUUCCAGAGUCUCAUCGGAGUGUGGAUCACACGACCUCCACCUCCAUUUGUACUAUCAACUCCCCCAAGUGCACCUAUACAUCAUUCAAGUAACCACGACGAAGUUGGCUCUAGGCCGCUAGCCUCUCGAUUCGAACCUCGUCUGCCAACGCGCCAAUCGCCCACCAUGGUACCUGAAUGGGUGCGUGCGGUUGACAGCGUCUCUCCUCCACCGGCGAUGAGCACAGAGUUGAUUGAGCCCGAGUCACUCAUCCAGUCGCUCCCAAUGAGAAAUGGGCUUUCGUCAAUUGGAAAGGACCCCAUCGUUUACGUCUUCCUCUCAGCUUCCUCGGCGGAGGGUACUCUCCAAGGCAUCAACAACCUGCGGAUAGCAAAACGUCGAACACAGUUCCCACAGUCCUUUCCACAUAAUACCUCUCUCCCCACCCCUAUCUCACCGACUGCAUUAUUCCAUCCAUAUUAUCUCCAACCCCUCCCACCCACGCCGCAGGAACGAGUCGACCACGCUUCUCAGCGCCCACUGCGCCCAUUCUCCACAUCUGAUCCUCCAGUUCCUAUAACAGACUCCAGAAUAGGGGGCCGAAUAACCCAUCAAUAUCACUACCGCCGCCGCUCAGCUAGCGCUGGACUACACCCCAUGAUGCCGCAUAUUCAAAGACAUUCUCCUCCCCCACUUCCAGAAGUUUCUGCUCAGACUUUGGCAAUCACGGCAGCUGCCAUUUCUGACAAGCGCGUGAUCGACGUGAUCGACGUGGACAGUCAGCCGUGGGACGUGCAGGACCGCUCCAAGUCAUCCAGGCAGCUCCAAGAGGACUUCCAUGAGAGCACCCACGAGGUAGAUAGGGUGCGCAAUAGUAUAACGCCCACGUACAUUGUGUACGGGGUGGCUCUAGGUGGAUCGCCUACGCCUUCGGAUAAUCUUGAGAACAAUGCCUUUGCUCGACCAUGA